UGUUAUUUUUAAAACUAGCUAGAACACCAAGUCAGACGUACAGCGCUGAACAGUUGCCAAAAUGGAAUAUUUAUGACGAUAGCUAAAUCGAGAUUCAAAUGGCAGACUCGUUGACGACUGUGAUAGUUCCAGAUCCAGAUCACAGCAUCCAAAGUGACUUGGGCGAAGAAACGACCCCACUGUUGCGUUACACCCAGUCGGCAUGGGUGCGCAACUUCUUCAUCGUGUGCCUGGUGAUCGUGUUCUGUACCGGAUGCGCCAUCGGAAUUUACCUGCUAUACGCUGAAAGUUAUGAAACUACACUAUACACACGUGCUAUCAAAACUGAUCUCGCCAUUCCCCACCAUAAACUAAGAAAUAUAGAGGUUAAUGACGCUGAAAUAACUGAAAAGAAACCUAUUUCUACGGGCAUAAUAAAUUAUUUGGUAACUAAGAUAAGAUCCUUUUUUGGACGGCUCCACGGCUGGUCUUAGCGCUAAUGUGGUGUAUACUAGUGGCAUGUCAAAGAGAAACUUACAAAAAAAUAAUAUAGGUACAAAAAGUUAGUCUACGUGUAACCGUCUAAAGCUACCGUUCAAACUGUCCGCGUCGUUAAUCUUCGUUCUUCGUCGAAUGAUCCCCUGAUCGCUUAGCAAGUUCAUCCGGUCGUAGGAAAGCAGGCGAUCUCGCUUGUUGAUCAGUUCCUCCUUCCACAGCUCGAUCAUUUCGUUCGUGGACAUUAUUCCACCGUAUUCGGACGGCAAGGUGGGCGGGUCGAGCACCUUGUGCAGGUCGGCCAGCGUGUCGUGAAACUGCAAUUUGGACAAAAUCGAAUUAGAGUCUAGAAACUUUUGAAGCGCCCUGUGCAAUAGAUGCAGAAUUGGUCGCAUCAACAGGAUGUACUUUAGAAAAUUGCAGGGGUUUCAUUUAAAGGAUGUAAUUGGUGGACAUUAAUAAUAUUUUGUAUACCUUC
This is a messenger RNA of Photinus pyralis (common eastern firefly), 952 nucleotides long. RefSeq lists its product as uncharacterized. NCBI's taxonomy places the organism in Eukaryota, Metazoa, Arthropoda, Insecta, Coleoptera, Lampyridae. The transcript is spliced from 4 exons. The record is from RefSeq and is a predicted model, not a curated record. The coding region runs from base 99 to 473 and encodes 124 amino acids.